Messenger RNA from Angiostrongylus costaricensis, 282 nucleotides. The record is from the annotation of a GenBank genome assembly. NCBI's taxonomy places the organism in Eukaryota, Metazoa, Nematoda, Chromadorea, Rhabditida, Metastrongylidae.
AUGGUUAAAAGAGAAGUGAACAAAUUGGGAGUGCUUAGUGCUACCAGUUACGUUGUGGGAUCAGUAAUAGGAUCAGGGAUUUUCAUUUCACCGAAAGGAAUUCUUCAGUAUGCUGGCUCAGUGGGAUUGUCAUUGAUCAUAUGGGUUCUGGCAGCUCUGCUAGCUAGUUUGACAGCCGUCGUAACAUCAUUUCUUCGAAAAUACGCGGAUAACUACGUGAAUUUCAAGCUAAAGUCGCCCCUACUAGUGGCGCAUUUCCUGAAGACAAAGUCUUUGGCCAAG